AUGGCUAAAGAUUACGACCUUGAUCUCCCCGUGCUCCCCGCAAUGCACGAGCGGAAUCAUCAACUGAUUUCAGAUAGCCAAUUAACCCGCCGAAAGCUUCAAGGCCUUCUCCAUAUCAUGACUGCGGAGCUCAAAGCUCGUGGAACUAAAACACCGCAUAUUUUCCUCCCUUUUCGUUCGCGUGUGGAUGAUACAAAGCUCAACUUGUUGCUCCGACGGAUCUUCCCAGGUGGAGUGAUGGUGGAUACUUCCCAAAAGGCUAUUGUGCGCACGAUUUUGAACGAUUUUGAUGAAUUCACGCUCAUCUGUGGCCUUAAGUACCUCUGGUGUAGGCUACCGAAUAGCGAAAUCAUCGGAUGGCCCGUUUAUCUUGAGUUUAAGCGGAAGGAGCAUGAAGCAGGGUACCCAAAAGAUGCAUUCUUGACGAUCAUGCCAAAAUGCCUUCUGUCAUCGUCACAUGCGUCCAUAGUGUAUGACUUUUUGGACCUCAUGAUAAGUAUUGCCUCAAACUCUCAGUAUAACCAUCUCAACGGGAGAAAGGUCGCAAAAAUGGCCAGUAUCUGGGCUUUCAGAAGCAGACCUUCAUCCACGUCAGCAUUCUACGACGCCACUUUGAUAUCCGAGAGGGACUUUCUAGACGGUCUUGAAGCGUGGAAGCAAAUGUGCAAUGGCUUGUUUCAUCUUCUCCUUUCGUUCUUGCGUGCAAUGCUACCGGACACAGAAGCAGAUACUUUAAAUCUUCCCAAGACGCUUCAAUCCUUGCUUAUAACAAACUCUUAUCCGCCACCAGAGAACAGCAACUCCGUCAAGUCAGUAAUUACCAUACCUUGUGUAAGCGUGCGCUCAACCCGAAAAUCCAAAGACCCAUAUGAGCUAAUCAGCAAAGUUCGACGCUCACUUUCAUUCGAUAAGAAGGACUUUUUCCUCUCGAUCGAAAAUUUUACCAUUUUGAAAAACAUUUUUCAAAAGCCGUCUACUGCUGAUAUUGUCUCUACGUUCUCUGAGGAAUCAAGGCGAGUUAUUUCACGCUUGACUGCCGAUCCUAUCCCCUCUGAAUUUGGUUUAUAUCCUGGGUGGGCCCAAGAGUCUUUAGAUUUGGAGGAACCGGAUAUUCCUUUGUAUUCAGAAGUGAGAAUCACGAGUGUCACUCUCCAAGACUACUUUAUCUGGACAUGGCUCUCCUCCUUAGGUUCUGACCAGACCUCAAACAUCAAAUCUAUAUUUGGCCGCUCAAUUGUGGUCGAAGCUGGAUUGCGUGGCUUUCAGAAGUGGAUGGUCUUGUCUGAAACCACCAUUCAACCUGAGGAGUAUAUUUCCAUUUUCAAGUCCCCGAAGAAAGAUGUUUUUGCUGAUUCUCCUAAAAAGUGCCCCUUGCCACCUACACCCAAACAAUCG
Molecule: messenger RNA, 1395 nt
Organism: Metschnikowia bicuspidata var. bicuspidata NRRL YB-4993
Lineage: Eukaryota; Fungi; Ascomycota; Pichiomycetes; Serinales; Metschnikowiaceae
Gene: MSB1
Product: Msb1p
Exons: 1
Cellular component (GO): cellular bud tip; cellular bud neck
Source: RefSeq, a predicted model, not a curated record